AUGUGCAGGGACAUUUACGCGUUGUGCUCGGGGGUUAACGACACUUGGUAGGGUGGAAAACUUCAUUGAAAAGAAAAACGAUUGAUUUUUGCAGCAUAAGCAACAGACCAUUCUGGAAUAACGACCCGUCGACACUGGAAACAAGCAGCACAUCCAGGUUAACUACACCGCCUAGCACCACCGUUACAACCACAUUCCCGAGUACCGUAGUCACUAUUACUCCUACAACAACAACCGAACGAAUCCCAAGUACAACUACAACUCAUCCAACUUCUACGACUACCUUGCCUACAACUACAAAGUAUAUUUUGUCUGACACAACGUCAACUACCUUCUCAACGACAACAGUGACCACUACCACCACGAGCACUUCCACCAACACCACGAUCACUGCCGACACUAGCACUACUACGUGAUAGUUGACAGGUACACUGAUUAAACAACCAACGUGGGCGUUUUACAGAACGGACACAAAUUCGACGAACUCGCCGAUGACGUCAUCACCGCCCACAACAACGUCGUCAUCGGAUGUGUUUGUACCGACGCUGAAAAAUUUGAGCGAUGUUAGUAAUUUAAAUAAGUCGAGAAACAAUUGUUUAAUCGGAUUACAAUUCAGAGUGGAGUCGGCAUAAAUAACGUGUCGACGGUGCUGAAUGAGACUCUCGGAUAUUCGAGACAAGGCGCCGGUCUGAAUGCGACCCAAGUGACCGAGAUUUCGAAGAUUCUGUGCAAUGCGUGCAACGUUCCCGGACUGAAAGCCGAGGUGAGAAGAGGUACGCAGAAUGGGUUAGAGACGGCAGAGAACGAGAGAAGGAUAGAAAGAAACACGCAAAUGUUAGAAAAUUGUCAAUCAAUCACUUUCAGCACUCGUUCUCGAUUUUAAAAAACUUGGACAACAUGUUGUAUGUGGAUAAGAGCACGAUGUAUCAGAGUGGAAAUUCGCCUCAGGAGUAAGAGCUUCUUUUACAUGUUUUAGAAUAAAUUAAUACGAUUCAGAGUGUUACAAUCUCUCGGUAACAUGGUACACAAUACAAUAGAUCAGCGGAUAGAAUAUUGGAAGGAAUAAACUUGGGAUUCAGUUCGAAGAAAAUAGACUGUCAGAACACUUCAGUAGAUGAUGGACUGUUAGACUUGGGAUCGAAAUUCGAGUUGAUAAACACGACAGACUCACUGGGAAAGUGGCACUCGGUUGUCGUCCCUCUAUCAGAACUGUGCAGCUCUCAAGAGCGUGAGUUUGACCGUUUGGAUCCAAGAUUAUUGAAAGUUUGAUUGUAGUUACUCACGUAUAUUUCACUAUCUACCGGGACACAUCUCUGUUCGUCGGUCAACAGCAGUACCGUACCUAUAGUGGAACCAAUCAUCCGAUCUCUUCCGGGAGAGCUGAAGCCUACACUCCGCCGCCUAGAACUAAACGUUCCGUUGAGGAUGGAGACAGUGAAGACGAUGAUACCACUACCAACCGUAAGACCCAAUUCAACAACGUUUCGGACCUAAACUAUUUCAGAAACAGCUCCGGUCUCCGCCUGUUCUCGUCAAACAUCUCUGCCUUCCACUCCAGUGAUGAGCGCCACAAUUCUGAACAACGGAGUCGCCGUGACCGUGAGUGCCAGCUCAGAAGCAGCGAUGGCUGUGCUCCGUUUCAACGUGUCCACAAUCAGUCGCCCGUUACAUGGAUCCUUGAAAGUGACUUGGUGGGACACGGGAAGGAUGAAAUGGGCGGACGAGAGACAGUGCGAGAUAGUGUCGGAUGCAGAUGGAGUCAUCGAAGCAAAGUGCUUGCAUCUCACGGAUUUCGCAAUCAUUGUGGUAUUUCUUCUUUCAAUUUUAACGCAGAUAACCGAUGGAAUAUUGCUUACAGGAUGCCGCGCUGAACGAUCCGAACGUGUGCGACAAUGCUCUCAUCACUCUCGGCUUUGUUGUCAACGGUCUAUCCAUUAUCUCAUUGGCUUUUCUCACAUUCUUCAGUAUCUCAGCCUAGUCAGUUACUUUCAGUUGUUCUGAGAUCGUUGUUUUUCAGUAUACCAUCUCUUUCUCAAAGUCGUUUCUACACGUACGUCCGCGGUCACAGUCUGGCCCGACGGGACUUUCUCGCUCUCGCUUACCACCUCGAUCUUCUUCUCUUCUACGUGUUCUUCACAGUAUUCUCAAAUCAGUACAUCUCAGGACAAAUGUGCACUGUCAUGGCGGCAGUUAUGUACGCUCUACUAGUUUGGUAAGUAGUCUACUUCUCUAAAAGCACUCAUCUCAAUUCGCUUCCAGCUCUCUACUACUCACAAUCUUUCAAGCCUUUCGCAACAUUCUAGUAUUUGUUCCUCCGCAACUCUUCAAAAUCCUCAACGUCUUUCUCAGUUCUCCAUCGAUUCUAUUCAUCUCAGUCGGUGAGCACAGCCCGUUCCCUUCUGAUCUCUCAUCGCAACUUCCAGCCAUUCCGUUCACUCUUUCCGUAUUUCUGCUCGUUUUCACCACGUUCUUCGAUCGGCAAGACUGUUUCUGCUGGGUUCGGCCGGACUUUGUAGUGGCUGCUAUUAUUAUUCCGGUCACUGUAUUCUAA
Caenorhabditis sp. 36 PRJEB53466 is the source of this 2551-nucleotide messenger RNA. The record is from the annotation of a GenBank genome assembly. Lineage: Eukaryota; Metazoa; Nematoda; Chromadorea; Rhabditida; Rhabditidae.